AUGAUUCGUAAUAUGAGUGAAAGAAACCAUGGCUUUGCCAGAUUUGUCUCCAGGGCUCUUGGGGUUCGGCAAAUAAUGUCUAAUCGCGUGCUAGAAGCGUCAUCUGGGAAAAGCUUACAAGUUGCAGAAAAUUCCAAGUCUCGCCCAAGUCAAGCGUUGGACCAUCACGAUUUGCUCCCAAAAUUGGGAUUCGCAGAAGUAUACCGCGUACGAUCCAACAUCGGACUUUUGAUCCAAGAUUUUGCCAGAAAGCCUAUUCCGACGCUAACGUAUGAGUACCUGACGCAGUAUAAACCGCCUUUGACAAAUAACGAAAAAUAUGUGUUGGCGAUCAAGACCAUAAACCAGCUGCUUACGUAUACUUGUCGACGACUUGUGGCAGUGCAGAAAUUGCCUUACAUCGCGGUUUUGAACCCCAACAUUGAAGAAACCAAUCGUCUCUAUCUCAAGACUCUGGAGAGUCUUUUGUCCAUGGAUUAUCCCUACGGGCUUCACGAUCAGGCCUCGAUGCAAGGCAAACUGACCGAAUUUCUUGACGAUCAUCAAGACACAUUAUUGACGCUUUCAAAAGGGUUUCAGGAGAUAAUGGGGCUAUACCCGGAAAAGGAAGUCGUUUUUGAAUUUCUUAACGCACAUUUGAGGGAUCGCAUUAUUAUGAAGCUCUUAGCGACGCAUUAUUUGAAAUUGGUGUCACAGGUAGAUCCCGACAGUUUGAUGAUCGGCGUUCUGCACAAGAAGCUAAAGGUUUCUGAGCUUAUCCGUCGUGUGGCAGAAUUUGUUGGCGAUUUAUGUUUUGUAAAAUAUGACCAGCAGGUUCCAGUGAAUAUAUCGACGGGGAGCGACAUUGAGUUCUCUUGUAUACCGACAGAUCUGGAGUACGUUUUGACUGAACUCCUCAAGAACUCGUGCAGAGCCCACAUAGAGAAUAGUACAUCCGAAAAUCCUACCCAUGAGAAACCCAUCGAGGUCGCUAUUGUUCGAAGCGACGAUACUCUCGAAAUCCGAAUUCAAGAUUAUGGCGGCGGUAUACCACCAAAAGUCGAAGAUCGCAUGUUUGAUUACUCUUACAGUACUGUUGAGAUGGACGAAAAAGACACUGGGAUGUCUGCAUUUAUAAUUCCCGGUGCGGAAGUAUCGAAUGUUUCUGGAAUGGGGUUUGGAUUGCCAAUGUGCAAAGCAUAUUUAGAAAUGUUCGGUGGGACGUUGGACAUUCAAAGUCUAUGGGGAUGGGGUACCGAUGCUUAUGUUAAACUUAAGGGGCCGCAAUCAAAACUCUUACGCUAA
Lachancea mirantina is the source of this 1284-nucleotide messenger RNA. NCBI's taxonomy places the organism in Eukaryota, Fungi, Ascomycota, Saccharomycetes, Saccharomycetales, Saccharomycetaceae. The record is from the annotation of a GenBank genome assembly.